Phyllopteryx taeniolatus (common seadragon) is the source of this 3922-nucleotide messenger RNA. It is a transcript of the gene pnpla8, whose product is annotated as patatin-like phospholipase domain containing 8. The transcript is spliced from 10 exons. The record is from RefSeq and is a predicted model, not a curated record. Gene Ontology annotation, cellular component: membrane. Gene Ontology annotation, biological process: arachidonate metabolic process. The coding region runs from base 158 to 2317 and encodes 719 amino acids. NCBI's taxonomy places the organism in Eukaryota, Metazoa, Chordata, Actinopteri, Syngnathiformes, Syngnathidae.
GCCUGUUGGACUCGACGACAAAGUGGACAUCAACAGGCUCAGUUUGCCCUCCAACUUUGGAGACGUCCAUCACGAAGUUGACGCCGGCCGCAGUUGGGAUGGGCUUUUGCGGCGACGGGCUGCUGAAGUUGGCCAAGUAAUGUGAGCCGGCAGACGCAUGUCGCGGAUCAGGACCACACUGGACAGCGUCACCAAGGCAGUAGGAAGCACAGACCUCAUCUCCAAGUUCUCCCGCCUCAAGCCUGGCUCGCCUGUGGUGGACGGCGCCCAUGCGGAAAAGGUUCUGGUCAAAGCCGAGAAGGUCGCAUCGAAGGACCCGGAUGUUUCGCUGCCUCCCGAAGCCACCGUAGGAGAUGCAGAUGGUGAGAAAUGUGUAGCAGAAGAUGACAAAAAAGGAGCACAAGUUUCAGAAAAUCCCUUUGUUGCCGCCAAGAAUUCCAGCGCCACUUCUGAGGUGUCUGCACCCAUCUCAUCCUUAAAGCACACACCGCAGCUUUUCCACCCAACCAACAUGGACGAGACCUACAAGACUUUAGCUCAGCACAUCAACAGUUACUUUUGCAUGGGCACGCAGGGGGAAGAAGGCGAAUGCAAGCCCCAGCAACACUGUCAGCCAAUUCCUCACAAAAGUGCAGACCACAUGCCAGUUUUCUCUCCAAUAGCAGCGUCCAAGAGCAUCGAUACACCUGCUACCUCUCAUCCAUCGGAAGACCUCAGUCACCCUGAAGCUAAAGUGCCAUCUGGCACUCCUGCAACAGAAAGCACGGCUCCAUCUGUCCCGGUUCUGACCACCUCCCCCAAAAAAGGCUUCACCCACUAUCUAUCCUACCCUCGUCCAAGUGUUCAAGCUUUUGUGGGAAACUACAUCGCUCCAUUGGUGCCCAAAUUCCGAGGGGAUGGUAAAAGCGUUGAGAAAGGCAAACUCCCAGCCGCCGGUGUAGUGGAGGCUUCUGUGGAGAAGGUGGAAAGUGAAGAUCAGGUUAAUGAGGCCAAGCAGCAGCAGCUUUUGGCUCAAAGGGAGAAGAUAAUAGCCAGGGUGAGUGUUGACAACAGGACCAGAGCCCUUGUGAAAGGCCUCCAGAGAGUCAAUGACGUCCAGCUCCUAACCAGUCGAGUGGAGGAACUCAACUGUCACCUGCUGGAGUUCCCUGAGACGCCCGGCGUCGCCAUCAAGGAGAAAGCUAUACCAUGCCUGCUGCGUUUACGUCAGGCCACAGACCUCCGCCUUCAGGCUGCUGUGAGAGAGUCACUAGCUCUGGUCGGCUACACAGAGCCGGUAAAAGGGAGAGGAAUCCGGGUCCUGGCUAUAGAUGGAGGAGGGACAAGAGGACUUCUGGCCCUGCAGACACUCCUCAAACUGGAGAACCUGACUGGAAAACGAGUCCACCAACUCUUCGACUACAUCUGCGGAGUCAGCACAGGUGCCAUCCUGGCUUUCAUGCUGGGGAUUUUUCAGAUCCCCUUGGAAGAAUGCGAGCAGAUGUACAGGAAGUUGGGCUCGGACGUCUUCAAGCAGAACGUCAUCGUCGGGGCCGUCAAGAUGGGCUGGAGCCACGCUUUCUACGACAGUGAAAUUUGGGAAAGCGUCCUAAAGGAACGAAUGGGUGAGGGGUGCAUGAUAGAAAGUGCCAGAGAUCCAAACUGUCCCAAAGUGUCAGCAGUGAGCACCCUGGUGAACAGGGGCCUGCCUCUGAAGGCCUUUGUGUUCAGGAACUACAGGCUCAUGCCAGGGGUGAGGUCGCACUACCUUGGAGACUGCAAAUACAAAAUGUGGCAAGCCAUCAGGGCGUCGUCUGCAGCGCCAGGCUACUUCCAAGAAUACGUGCUCGGGAAAGAUCUCCAUCAGGAUGGAGGCCUCCUGAUCAACAACCCCACAGCGUUGGCCAUCCACGAGUGUAAGUGCCUCUGGCCCAACACGCCGCUGCAGUGCGUGUUGUCCCUUGGCACCGGACGGCACGAGGUGGCGGGGAAAAACGGCACCACCUACACCAGCCUCAAAGCCAAGCUAACCAACGUCAUCAGCAGUGCCACCGAUACAGAAGAGGUGCACACCAUGUUGGACGCCCUGCUUCCACCGGACACCUACUUCCGCUUCAACCCUUACAUGAGCGAGGACGUGCCGCUGAACGAGAGCCGCGUGGACAAGCUGAACUUCCUCAUGGGCGAGGGCGAGCGCUACCUGGAGCGCAACGACGGCAAGCUCCGUAAGGCCGCCGGCGUGCUGACUAAGGAGAAGGGCAGCAUCCAGAGACUGGCAGAGUGGGCCAAACUUAAGGCCGACAUGUACGAGGGCCCCCCCUUCACCUCCAAACUCUAACUAGGAUGGUAAGGUCAUGCCCCAUACACACAUAAAGACAUUGGUCCUCAUUUACUAAUAAACGCGUAAAAAUGUUCUCAAUCGGCGCACCAGUUGCGCGCAUAUGCAAAAUCCCCGUCAGAUUCAUAACACGUGCGAACCGAACAAUUAUCUUGGCACCACCGUACGUCUGUUAAUAAAUCAGAAUUCAUUCUACAUGAUGCGCUCGUGCCCACAACGUGCAAUCUGAAAAAAAUAGAUAAAUCAGAUUAUCCUAAGGAUUAGAAAGAAUACUGAAGACUUUGGAAAACUAGGAAAUGCGAACGGUCUGAUCACACUUCCCUUACUGAGGAACAACGAAGCGGCCACAGAUUAAAAAAAACAAAACGUCAUACCUAUUAUCGUAUUUUGUAUACAGGUAAGUGGGUUGCCCAGAUAGCAAGAAGUAUUUCCCACAGCGCAACACACCCGGAAGUGUUUGUUCUUCUUCGUUUCUGUUAGAUGACAUGAAAUCGUGUGAGAUUUGUUGCCUUGGAGGGCUUGUUUCGAGAUCGGUGGCAGAACAGAAUUUUUAUGUUGAGAUUAUUGGAGCACACCACACAGUACGACCAAAACUGAAAAAAAAAAUGCCUGUUUUUGUUUUGUUUGUUUGUUUGUUUUUUUUAAUCAUCAUGUGUUGAGUAAUUCGCAGAUAAAAAAAUCUUUUAAGAUUUGAAAAAUCCUUGUGUGUGUACCAGGCCUACGACGAGUUUCUUCAGGAGUAAAUUGUACAGUUCAUUUGGUUGGCAUGUAGACAGUUUUGCAAUGAAUUGCCAUAUGAUGUUUACAUUCUUUCAUAAUGAUCUACUUGAAAAAUUAUUUUAACAUAGGCAAUAUGUUAACCACUGGCAUGCAUUGACCAUCCAUGUUCACACAUUAUGAUGAGACGUUUGUAGCUGGAAGGUGCGGGCUUUAUCGUCAUUGAUGUAUUAUGAAAAAAUAAAUGUUUGAUUAGUGACUUUAAUACAUUAAGCUACAAUAUUGCACAUUAAGGACAUCUUUUUUUUAUCAUUUCUAAUACUGCACAGGGAGGAAAACGACCUCAUGUACUUGGGAAUGGUUCUUUCUCAACCUCUGGAUGUGUAAAUAUUUGCUGUGCUGUUUAUUUAAAUCAAACUUGCACUUUUAGGCUUUUUCAGUGGUUGUGGUCAUAUGAACCAUUUCACAGUGUGGGGAGUAUGUUAAAUAUACAGUACUCCAGUUUUACGUAAAACAGGUGCACACUGCAGCUAUACCUUUUAACCACAAGCAUCUUUUUACAGUCACCUGCUCCAAGCAUCAUAAAGCACAAUAUGCAUUCAGACACCUGCGAAAAUUUGCUUGUUUAGGAUAAGCCUAUGGCUGCUUUAAUGCCAAUCCUGUGUAGUUGAUUUGGAACUGGGAAUGCAGAGUUUUAAUCUCGCACGGGAGUAGAUGCAUUUUUCAUGAGUUUAGAGCAAGAUGGCAGUUAUUCUCCGUAUAGCUUUUAUUGAGAAACUUCUCGGACAAAUGAGCCUGAAUUGCUCAGUCAUGCAUGAUUUGACAACCCUUCAAUCCCAUCAUUGUCACUGUCAAACUUCAUGGAAUAAAAAAAAAAAAAAGUCAUAA